CUCACAAACAAUCACCAUGCCAGACCACGAGGGUACAAAAGGCCUUACGACGAUAACGCAGCCUCCAACAUGCCCGAAAACUUCUCCAAGCUCAGCCUCGGCAACACGGAGGACUUUGACCAUGUUCUAGCGACCAUCUCUGCGCACGCGGCGAGUGUCGCCAACCGCAAACUCGCCGCGCAGAGCGGCAAAAGUGGGCCUGAUGCGAAGCAGGUCGCGUCUGAUGCGCUAGACCAGUGGAUCCAAGAGAGCCGACGCCGGAUGGAGCCGAACCUAGAGGUCAAUGGCAUGGAGUUCAAGAACGCCCUGAAGCAAAAAUACUCUGUCGAACCCUUUGACGAGGUCUUGUCAAAGAGGGUACAGACGCUCACAGAGACGACGGAAAAGCUUACAGAGGAAGCGAUCAUCAGUCGCAAAACGAUCCCUUCCCAGCGCGCUGAGGCCAUUCGCAGACGAGAGAGGCUGUGGGCAGACGUCGAGCUCGCUCGUCUCGCCAGCAAGCGCACUAUCAGCAGAGUUGAACAGGACCAGCCGCAGGACAACCGUCCAUUUAUUGAUGUCCCACGCAAGCAAGACCAAAAGCGUGCUCUAGAAGAUGCACUCGCCGAGGUGUCCUCGCUCCAGAUCUCGCUCCUACAACAGAGCACCUCUGCGAGGGAAACAUCCUCAUUGGUCAAGCGCUUGCGCACACGUUGAUGACACGAUACCCCCGCGUUUUUAAUGAAGCAUUCGCAUUUGACUCGCAUUGCUACACUGUUGUAUAUCGCACUCAUGACCUUGCAAUGAUCUACAUGAAGCUCUCGUG
Molecule: messenger RNA, 805 nt
Organism: Tilletiaria anomala UBC 951
Lineage: Eukaryota; Fungi; Basidiomycota; Exobasidiomycetes; Georgefischeriales; Tilletiariaceae
Exons: 5
Coding region: 70-696 (208 amino acids)
Source: RefSeq, a predicted model, not a curated record